This is a messenger RNA of Trichosporon asahii var. asahii CBS 2479, 1056 nucleotides long. RefSeq lists its product as uncharacterized. NCBI's taxonomy places the organism in Eukaryota, Fungi, Basidiomycota, Tremellomycetes, Trichosporonales, Trichosporonaceae. The record is from RefSeq and is a predicted model, not a curated record. The transcript has a single exon. Gene Ontology annotation, molecular function: protein binding. The coding region runs from base 1 to 1056 and encodes 351 amino acids.
AUGUCGCUAGCAUCGAGAUCGACCCCGAUCAGCUACCUGUUCUACCCACACAUCGUUGAUGAGGUCCUCUCGUACUGUGACUACACGACCCUCCUCCGCUUCCGUGCCACGUGUCGAUCCUUGAAGGCUCUAGCACACCGGGCGCUGCACGACGGCCACCUCACCAUCGGCGUCGAAGGCAGCUUCAUCGACCUCAAGUUUUUCGCGGACGAGUUUGACCCGUGCCAGCCGCCUCCCCCACCCUGCCAGACGCCUACAGUCGUGAUGCGCGGCGCGAUGGGUGUGCUUCCCUUUCGCCUUGAGGCUGAUUGGACUUGGGCGUGCGAGCACAGCCGUGAGGUGGACAUUGACGGCGCGUGUCUCUCCAUGUCGACGCACAUUGUCCCAGACCCAACCCAAGGGUUCCGCAUGUGUCAACCCAAACCUCACAAGGAUACCGAGAACCUUCCCAAUCCAAGCACUUUUGGGAGCGUCACAAUCCAGGCUGGCCUGCUUCGAGCGCUAUCCCGCACUCCACGCACCUCGUCCGCCACCAUCACCCACUCAUACCAGCAUGGUCCACCCGCCUACCUUCCGCCUACCGAGAGUUUGACACUACGGACUGACCCGCUGUGUGAUUGUCUUGUUGUCAAGUUCAGACUUCGUCCAGAGCUGCAACCUCAACACUCGGCGAAGCACAUAACCCUUCGGGUACCCGAUGCGUGGAACGGUGAAGACCACAUGGCGUGCUGCUGCAAUCUGGCCUUUGCCCUUCUCCAGCCCUCUGUCGAGCGCCUGACCUUGUCGAUCGAUCGAACAUUGUCAACUUUCCAGAAGCAUGAGUAUAGUCAAGAUUUUGGCUUCAUUCUUUACGAGCUUGAAGAACGCGGUUCCCGUGGGAACAUCAAGAGCAUUGAAGUCGAGCUUCGUCCCAGAAAGCCUGGGAGCAUGGAUGAGGUACUAGCCGAGCAGAUCAAGGCUCAGUGUGCCCAGCGCUGUCAUGUCGACAGCGACGAGGUUCACAUAGUCUAUAGUCCUACCGCGGGGGACCCCCGGCCGUAUACUAGACCAUUCUGA